Messenger RNA from Dentiscutata heterogama, 462 nucleotides. NCBI's taxonomy places the organism in Eukaryota, Fungi, Glomeromycota, Glomeromycetes, Diversisporales, Gigasporaceae. The record is from the annotation of a GenBank genome assembly.
GAUUUUGGUAUCGUUUUGGGAUUUUGGCAUCGUUUUGGAAUUUCAGCAUCAUUUUGGGAUUUCGGCAUCAUUUUGGGAUUUUGGCAUCAUUUUGGGAUUUUGGCAUCAUUUUGGGAUUUUAGCAUCAUUUUAAGAUUUCGGUAUUGUUUUGGGAUUUUGGCAUCAUUUUGGGAUUUCGGCAUCGUUUUGGGAUUUCGGCAUCAUUUUGGGAUUUCGGCAUCAUUUUGGGAUUUUGGCAUCGUUUUAAAAUUUCGAUUUCGGCAUCAUUUUGGGAUUUCAGCAUCAUUUUGGGAUUUCGGCACUGGUUUGGAAUUUUGGCAUCAUUUUGGGAUUUCGGCAUCAUUUUGGGAUUUCGACAUCAUUUUGGGAUUUCAGUAUCAUUUUGGGAUUUCGGCAUCAUUUUGGGAUUUCGGCAUUAUUUUGGGAUUUCGGUAUCAUUUUGAGAUUUUGACACUAGUUUAG